UAGAUCUAUUAUAGAAUUGUGGACAAGUUAUCAAACAAUUGACAUUUUUGUUUCGUAACUGAUAGGAGUUAGUUUCUUUCAUCCAGCAAUAUGUUUGUCUCAAAGGGAUUACUCAGUACAGUCUUAAUUUUAUUUUCUGCAUUAUUUCUUGAGACUUUUGCAAUAAAAGAUCUCGUUCUCAAUAAUUUUCAUGGAGAAUUUACCCUAGCAGAUGCAAAAGCAAAUAUUGAUACUGAAACUGCUUAUUUGGAAAAUUGUACCCUUACUGCUUAUCCUCUAUCCUUAUUCUCAAUCAUGGUAAAUGUAAGAAAACUGACAGUUAAGAACACAAAACUAAUACAACCUAUGGAUCCAACUAUUUAUUCAAGUGGCCGGAAUCUUGAAGAAUUAUCAAUUUCAAAUAAUGAACUUAAUGAAUAUCCAUUAAGCAACUUCCGUAAUACAACUUUCAAAAUAGUAAAAAUACAUGCUCAACCACACGUUAAAAUAAUCACAGAAGAUUUUGCCAGAGGAACCAAAGGUCUGAAAUACUUCGAAUGUACCGAAUGCCAAAUUGAUAUCAUCGAAGAUGGUGCUUUUAAUAGCCUAGAAAAGCUUGAGGUUUUGAAUCUCCAUAAAAAUUCAAUAUCGAAACUGACAGACAAAACGUUCAGUCCACUCAAAAGUUUGAAGAGAUUGAAUUUGGCCCAAAACAAACUAUCCAAAUUCACUACGAAUAUAAUAAAACAAAGCACGAAAUUAGAGAGUAUUGAUCUGAGUGAUAACCCUCUGAAGGAGCUGAAUUUACUGGACGCUAAUCAAGUCUUACCUAAUCUUAAAACAGUAAGCAUCAUACGAACACAAAUUCCUGAGGCUGUGAUCGAAGAACAUAAGCAAAAAACAAAAAUUCGCUUCAUAACCAUUGAAGAUGACCAAAUUAAAGCAUAACUCAAAACUUUGUCAUCUAUUUCUCUUGUAUUGAAUACUGAAUAAAACUAGAUUACAAGUG
Messenger RNA from Harmonia axyridis, 988 nucleotides. Its product is annotated as leucine-rich repeat-containing protein 15-like. The transcript has 4 exons. The record is from RefSeq and is a predicted model, not a curated record. Bases 91 to 927 code for a protein of 278 amino acids. Gene Ontology annotation, molecular function: protein binding. Lineage: Eukaryota; Metazoa; Arthropoda; Insecta; Coleoptera; Coccinellidae.